Messenger RNA from Drosophila teissieri, 309 nucleotides. RefSeq lists its product as uncharacterized. The coding region runs from base 1 to 309 and encodes 102 amino acids. The record is from RefSeq and is a predicted model, not a curated record. Lineage: Eukaryota; Metazoa; Arthropoda; Insecta; Diptera; Drosophilidae. The transcript is spliced from 3 exons.
AUGACAUCGUCAUCGUCCUGUCCCCCCCGUCUGUCAUCGUGCUCGUACUCGUACUCGUACUCGUCCUUGCUGAGAUUUAAAGUGGAAUGUCUAGAGUCGAAACUUGAAGGCUUCCAAAAGUCAGAGUUCCGCCUUCUGGGUCCUGAAGAAACUUCAUCCAACUUGAGAUUUCACUCGAGGGGCAACUCGACUGAGAACUGCAGACUUCAGCUCGAGAUCAUUGAGGCAGCAGCAGCUUCCCGUGAAUUCCUGAUAAUUCCCGAUCACCAACUCCGCCAGGGUAUCUGUCAUCCAUUAUACAGCGCAUAA